GGAAAAGUUAACAAAUAUUUGCAAAAAUUUCCCUCGACUAAUUUAGCUUCGACUAUCCCUCGUUAUUGACUCAGGUGUAAUUUGCGCAUGCGCAGUCCUGUUGUAGCUACUCGCGCCUUUAGAACUCGAGUAGUCUUGCGUCAUAGUUGUGUGAUCUACGCGGAUGUUUGGUGAUCUUGAUUUUAUUAAAAUUUUUCUUUAUUUUUAUUACAAAGGAAAUCUCCGAAUUUCAUUGGUCGUUAAUUCGAGCUGUGUAAGACAGAUAGAACGAAUUUUAUCUCUUACUUUGUACAAUCUCUAUUUUCUUUACAAGUUUAUUCUUUAGUGCAUUAUUUGAUAUUAAAAAAAAAAAAAGAAGAAAAAGUAAGAAAGAAAAUUGGUAACAAAAUUGUGUUUGAUGACGACGAUGAUCAGCUAACGAUAUCAAGAAAAGAAAAAAGUCCAAGGAAAAAGAAAAAAAAGAUUGUAUUCGUUACGAGGAACAAAAAUCAUGCACGGUUUCGAACUGAUAUCGCAAGGUGCCGAAGCGUGUCUCUACAAAGGGAUAUACUUAGGUAAACCUACAAUAGUUAAAGAGAGAUUCGUUAAAGGUUAUAGACAUCCAGAUUUAGAUAAACGUUUAACAAAAGAUAGAAUAAAGGCUGAGGCACGGGCUAUCGUUCGUGCUAAAUCUGCAGGCGUACCGACACCUGCGUUAUAUCUGAUCGAUUUGGAUCGCCGUAGCAUCUAUAUGGAGCAUAUGGAAAAUACAAUAGUUUUAAAAAAUUAUAUCGAUGAAAAUGUAUCAGAUAAAGUUAAUGUAGAACAUAUAGUUAAGUUUAUAGGAAAAGGAUUAGGAUUAGUUAUUGCUAAGUUGCACUCAAAAAAUAUAGUCCAUGGAGAUUUGACAACAUCAAAUGUUCUUUUAAAAAAUAUUUCAGAUGGAACAUGGACUGAGGAUGAAGCUUUAAACCAUUUUGUUAUGAUUGAUUUUGGAUUGGCACGAAUUGAUUCCACUGUGGAAGAUAAAGCAGUUGAUAUAUACGUUCUUGAAAGAUCUUUGCUUAGUGCUCAUUCAGAAGUAUCCACUCUUUUUCCACUGAUUUAUGAAAGCUAUCAAAAACAUUAUGCGAAUAAAGCUCAAUGCAAAGAGAUAGUUAAUAAAUAUGAAGAAGUACGAGCUCGCGGACGCAAACGAUUGAUGAUUGGGUGAUCAUUAAUGGAAUUGUUUUUAAUAAAGACGAGUUGUUUGUUAAA
Vespula vulgaris is the source of this 1236-nucleotide messenger RNA. It is a transcript of the gene Prpk, whose product is annotated as EKC/KEOPS complex subunit TP53RK. NCBI's taxonomy places the organism in Eukaryota, Metazoa, Arthropoda, Insecta, Hymenoptera, Vespidae. The coding region runs from base 491 to 1192 and encodes 233 amino acids. The transcript has 4 exons. Gene Ontology annotation, cellular component: cytosol; EKC/KEOPS complex; nucleus. Gene Ontology annotation, biological process: protein phosphorylation. The record is from RefSeq and is a predicted model, not a curated record. Gene Ontology annotation, molecular function: protein serine/threonine kinase activity; ATP binding.